CUAAAAGGCCUUACGAGAACAGCUGAGAUUUCGCUGCUCCGCAUGACGCAAAGAUACCGAAAUUGAAAAAUUUUCAAGUCUUUAAGAUAUUAUAUCUCGUGUGUGCGCCGAGCGGGAAAUUAAUAAGCAACAUCGAAAAAAUUCAAAAAUUCAAAAAUAAACCAAGUGUUUUAUUAGUGAAGCCAGCUGAAAUGUUAACAGCAUAUGCAGCUUAAAAGAAAAUAUUAAAUUUAUUUUAACAUAAAGAAGAAGAAUUAUAACGCGGCUGACAAAUACGAAUAAAAGGAUACAAGUUAAAAGCUAGAGCCGAGGACUCUAUCGAAACCAAAGUGUGAACCGUACCAAGUGCGUACAAAGUGUAUUCCAGCAAUUAUCCCACGUGUUCCGACCCGGCCGCCAAAAUUAUUACGCACAAUUCGCUGAGCGUGUACGGCGGCGGCGUCAUGUGCGCCUCCCCGUCCACGGCUCCCGGCUUCUUCAAUCCGCGCCCGCAAUCCGGCGCGGAGCUGUCGGCCUUCGACAUCGGCCUGUCCCGCUCGAUGGGGCUGGGCGUCCCGCCACACAGCGCCUGGCACGAACCGCCGGCCUCCCUCGGCGGUCACCUGCACGCCGCCUCCGCCGGACCGGGCACCACCACCGGCAGCGUGGCGACGGGCGGCGGCGGUACCACUCCGAGCAGCGUGGCCAGCCAGCAGUCGGCGGUGAUCAAGCAGGAUCUCUCUUGCCCCAGCCUCAAUCAGGCGGGAUCCGGCCAUCAUCCUGGCAUCAAGGAGGAUCUGUCCAGCAGCCUGCCCAGCGCCAAUGGUGGAUCCGCCGGUGGCCAUCACUCCGGUUCCGGAUCGGGUUCCGGUUCGGGCGUCAAUCCCGGACACGGCUCCGACAUGCUGCCCCUGAUCAAGGGCCAUGGCCAGGACAUGCUCACCAGCAUCAAGGGACAGCCCACGGGCUGUGGCAGCACCACGCCCAGCUCCCAGGCGAAUAGCUCCCACUCGCAGAGCAGCAACAGUGGAUCCCAGAUCGACAGCAAGCAGAACAUCGAGUGCGUCGUCUGCGGCGACAAGAGUUCCGGCAAGCACUACGGACAAUUUACCUGCGAAGGUUGCAAAUCUUUCUUCAAGCGCUCGGUGCGACGUAAUCUAACUUACUCUUGCCGCGGCAGCAGAAACUGUCCCAUAGAUCAACACCAUCGCAAUCAAUGUCAAUAUUGUCGAUUGAAGAAGUGCCUCAAAAUGGGCAUGAGACGCGAAGCUGUUCAACGUGGACGCGUACCACCCACUCAGCCCGGUCUGGCCGGCAUGCAUGGGCAGUACCAGAUUGCCAACGGGGAUCCCAUGGGCAUUGCCGGCUUUAACGGGCACUCGUACCUCAGUUCCUACAUCUCGCUCCUGCUGCGGGCGGAACCGUAUCCGACUUCGCGAUAUGGCCAGUGCAUGCAACCCAACAACAUUAUGGGCAUCGACAACAUCUGCGAACUGGCCGCCCGACUGCUCUUCUCGGCGGUCGAGUGGGCCAAGAACAUACCCUUCUUCCCGGAGCUGCAGGUGACCGACCAGGUGGCCCUGCUCCGGCUCGUCUGGUCAGAGCUCUUCGUCCUAAACGCCAGCCAGUGCUCCAUGCCGCUCCAUGUGGCGCCACUGCUGGCCGCCGCCGGACUUCAUGCCUCCCCGAUGGCCGCCGAUCGUGUGGUGGCCUUCAUGGACCACAUCCGCAUCUUCCAGGAGCAGGUGGAGAAGCUGAAGGCGCUGCAUGUCGACUCCGCGGAGUACUCCUGCCUCAAGGCGAUCGUGCUCUUCACCACCGAUGCCUGCGGCCUGUCCGAUGUGACGCACAUUGAAUCCCUGCAAGAGAAGUCGCAGUGCGCCCUCGAGGAAUACUGCCGGACCCAGUAUCCCAACCAGCCCACGAGAUUCGGCAAGCUGCUUCUCAGACUGCCAUCGCUGCGAACGGUCUCCUCACAAGUCAUUGAGCAAUUGUUUUUUGUGCGUCUAGUCGGAAAAACGCCAAUUGAAACGCUGAUACGCGAUAUGCUGCUGAGCGGCAACAGUUUCUCCUGGCCCUAUCUGCCUUCGAUGUGACACACGAUGUGGCGCCAAUUGACAACAACUUGAUCAUCGGCCGCAGCUGUGGCGGCUGCAACGCUCAACAUCAAUUCCGGCGGAGGCGGCAUCGGCAUCGGCGGCGGGGGCAGUGGCAGUGGCGGUGGCGGUAGUGGAGGCGGUGGCGGAGUCGUUGGAUGUGGCAGCCACAACGUUGUCGCUGCCAGUCAUGACCAGCUCGCCAAUGUUGCUGUCAUGCAGCAAACAUACGGCAGCGGCGGCAGCAGCAGCAGCAGCAUCAGCGGUUGCCACAACGGUAACAACGGCAGCGGCGGCAGCAUUUGCAAUCAGCAGAUCAACAACUACGGCAACAACAGCAACAACAAUGUCGGCAAUCAUAUGAGUGCAGGCAGUUUUUUCGGUGGGUCCAACAACAGCAUCCACAGUAGUGGCAAUAGCAAUACCGAUUAUAUGACCACGCCAGCCACCGCUUAUGCGACACCAGCGACAGCAGCCACAUCCACGGUGAACACCACAACGAUGCUGUCUAAUUACUGCGAUGCCGCCACCAUGAUGAUGGCCGCUGCUGCAGUCAAUGCAAAUCAAUGCCUGCAGCAACAUCACCAGCGCAUGUUGCUCGCGGGCAGCAGCAACAGCAGCAGCAACAACAGCAGCAGCAACAGCAACGGCGCAGCAGCAAUGCCCUCCUCAUCCUCGUCUGGCUCACUGUCAUCUGCCUCAUCGACCCCAACAGCAACAGCAACUGCGACUGCAAUUGCAACAGCAACAGCAACUGCAGCAGCAACAGCCGCGCAGCAACAACAGCAACAAUCGCCGCCAAAUUUAAUCGAUAUCAGCGAAGUUCCUCUCAUUGUGGAUGUCAAGUAGUGUAAUUAUUUAUGCAUCUAGAAAUGGGGCUAUAAACCAACCUUGUAGAUACCCCGCCCCGCCCCCACCACUACCACAAAAACCAUAAAACCCCAAAAAAAAAACAAUUGAAAAAUGUAAAAAAAAAAAGUUGGAGGAUGAGCGCCGCGUAGCUUAAUUGACUAAUUUUCCAUUUGUAGCUUUUGUUGUAACUUUGUACAUAACUCCUCGAAAAAUUCAAGUUUUUCUCUAGGCCACCCCAGCUGUGAGCAAAACCAAUCUCAGCUGACAUAUCCAAGAGAACUUCAAAAGUGAAGCCCCCAAAAAAAGUAAGAAGGCGCCAAAAAAACGUCUUUACAUAUGAAUGUGUAUAAUAUUUAAAUGGCACUGAGUUCUACUUAAUUUUAGACCACAAACACUUGAAAAAAUCAAUGAAAAAAUAAGAAUUGUGGAAAGAGAAAAAUCCCCCCUAACACUUUCAAAAGACAAAACAUAAAGAUAGUUAAAAUAUUUAUAUAUGUAAUGUAGCAUAUACACGUAUAUAGUACAUAUAUGAAUAUAUAAACGAAACUCUACUCCCAGUGGUUUGCAGAAAUAUACCAAAAAUUUUAAGCUAUGUUUACUUGAUGUGUGGCAAUUUUUAUGUGUGCUUUAGCAAUUUUAUUUUUACUUUAAGUAAAAUUUAAAAUUUAUAAACAUUCGAUUCUCGACUGGUUUUUCUCGGCGGAUGUAUCUCAAAGAUGCUUCUGUAUGGGAAGGCCGAAUUGUUGAAAUACGAAUGCAAAAUUUAGCGAAUUUUUUAUUUAGUAACCAUUACGAGUAAAAACACAAAAUGUUCAGUGCAAGUUUCAGUUCUUAAACGAUUUUUUCGUAAGCUUAAGCAUUAUCUUAUUUAUGUGUAUAGAGUAUGAAAAGUUUUCUAUAUUUUGUAAUAAUAAAAAUUUGCGUUUAUAAUG
Molecule: messenger RNA, 3859 nt
Organism: Drosophila melanogaster (fruit fly)
Lineage: Eukaryota; Metazoa; Arthropoda; Insecta; Diptera; Drosophilidae
Gene: svp
Product: seven up
Exons: 5
Biological process (GO): DNA-templated transcription; cardioblast cell fate determination; glial cell development
Cellular component (GO): cytoplasm; synapse; nucleus
Molecular function (GO): sequence-specific DNA binding; DNA-binding transcription factor activity; zinc ion binding
Source: RefSeq, marked reviewed